Molecule: messenger RNA, 776 nt
Organism: Impatiens glandulifera
Lineage: Eukaryota; Viridiplantae; Streptophyta; Magnoliopsida; Ericales; Balsaminaceae
Product: ethylene-responsive transcription factor ERF017-like
Exons: 1
Coding region: 23-619 (198 amino acids)
Biological process (GO): regulation of DNA-templated transcription
Molecular function (GO): DNA binding; DNA-binding transcription factor activity
Source: RefSeq, a predicted model, not a curated record
AUUCUCACCGGAUAAAACAAACAUGUCUUCGUCGCCGCCGCCGCCGUCAUCGGAGAUUACAGAAACCAACACCCGUGUUAAAUACAAAGGCGUUAGAAAAAGAACAUGGGGUAAAUACGUUUCCGAAAUCCGUCUACCCAACAGCCGAGAACGAAUCUGGCUAGGUUCAUACGAUUCCGCCAUAAAGGCGGCGCGUGCAUUUGACGCUGCCCUAUUUUGCCUACGUGGAAGCUCAGCAAGCUUCAAUUUUCCCGACAACCCACCUGAUAUUCCAGGUGGUAGAUUUCUAAACGCCGCCGAAAUCCAAAUUGCCGCAAGUAGAUUCGCUAAUUGCGAUCCUAAUCCGGUUGAUUCGUCGGGAUCGGAAAUGCAACCACCGGAGACAGAGUCGUCGGCGAUGGUGCCGCCGGCGUAUUUGGAUAAUGGGUCUGUUUGGAAUGAGUUUAGUUUUAUGGGUUCGUCGGGGAAUAAUAUUCCGGCGACGGAUCCGUUUCAUAGUAAUGUGUUUCCUGAGUUUGAUGAUUUUUCUAAUGGUUAUUUUAAUAUUCCUCCGCCGGCGCCGGAAGAGAGUGAUUAUAUGGAAGAGAAUAAUGGGGGAUUGAUUUUAUGGAAUUUUUAAUUUUAUUUUGGAGGUAAAGAAUAUUUUAUUAAAUAAAUUUGAGUAAAAAAAAUACUCGUUUUGGGGUUUAUAAAUUGAAGUCAUUAGAAAAUAGAAACCGAGUAGUGUACUUUAUGGAGAUUAGUUCAUGUGAUGUCAUGUUAUUUAAUGAUUCAUG